Penicillium antarcticum is the source of this 2586-nucleotide messenger RNA. Its product is annotated as chloride channel protein. The transcript has 6 exons. The record is from RefSeq and is a predicted model, not a curated record. Gene Ontology annotation, molecular function: voltage-gated chloride channel activity. Gene Ontology annotation, biological process: transmembrane transport; chloride transport. The coding region runs from base 1 to 2586 and encodes 861 amino acids. NCBI's taxonomy places the organism in Eukaryota, Fungi, Ascomycota, Eurotiomycetes, Eurotiales, Aspergillaceae. Gene Ontology annotation, cellular component: Golgi apparatus; early endosome; membrane.
AUGUCAAUGAGUGGUCAGGGCUCUGGCAGCGAGGAUCGGUCCCGGUCGCAAAGUGCUGAUCAGGACCACCUCCAGCUCCAAGGCAAUCGGGAGUCCCAGGGUUUACAUGAGCCGAUAUCCUUCAAACGAAAACAAAAGCAACGAUCGCGAUUCAGUCUAUCUAAUCUUCUCUCCCCUACCGCGGGCGGAUCGGGUACUGGCUUCAGCUCUCCAGCCCCGCAAGGUGGACAUAAUGGAGACGUAUCGCCCCUUGAUCCCUACGGUCCUAUAGGAUUCAACGGUGGUCCUGAUGGGGCCAAAGAUAGUGGGCCUUUGGACUGGUAUGUCGAGGGCCCCGGGCGUCGUGUGGGCUACGACGACUUUACAGCUAUCGAUUGGAUCUACGAAUAUACAAAGGAACGACAAAGGAAACGGCUCCUCUACUCGAGCGGACAAGGACUAUUGGGUCAUGCUCGUCGGCUUCUUGAUGCUAGCAAUGUCUGGUUAGUGUUGAUCGCAACUGGUAUUGCAGUAGGCAUAAUCGCCGCCUGUAUCGACAUUGCAACAGACUGGUUAGGUGACUUGAAGACCGGUUAUUGCAAAAAUGGCAGCGGUGGUGGAAAGUUUUAUUUGAACAAGAGUUUUUGCUGCUGGGGUCUUGAUGAUCAGACUAAGUGUCUUGAUUGGACACCAUGGGGCACUGCGUUGGGUGCAACCUCAAACGGAGGAUCAUAUACGGUUGGAUACAUCUUCUAUGUUGUGUUUUCGGUCUUCUUUGCUGCAUGUGCUUGCUUUUUGGUCCGAAAUUAUGCCAUCUACGCUCGACACAGUGGAAUUCCUGAGAUCAAGACCGUCCUUGGUGGAACUGUCAUUCGGCAUUUCAUGGGGCCAUGGACACUUACCAUCAAAUCUUUGGGCUUGUGUCUUUCUGUCGCAUCAGGAUUGUGGCUCGGAAAAGAAGGUCCACUUGUGCACGUCGCAUGCUGCUGUGCCAAUAUCCUGAUGAAACCAUUCCCGAGUCUGAAUGGCAACGAAGCCCGAAAACGCGAGGUGCUUUCCGCCGCCGCUGCUGCCGGUAUCUCUGUCGCGUUUGGAGCCCCCAUUGGCGGUGUACUUUUCAGCUUGGAGCAACUUUCCUAUUAUUUCCCGGACAAAACCAUGUGGCAAAGCUUUGUUUGUGCCAUGAUUGCAGCUGUCGUUUUACAAGCCCUCAACCCAUUCCGAACAGGCAAAAUUGUGCUAUAUCAAGUCACAUACACUCGAGGCUGGCACCGCUUUGAGAUUAUUCCUUUCAUCAUCCUUGGUAUCAUCGGCGGUCUUUACGGUGCAUUCCUCAUUCGUUUGAAUACGAAAAUUGCCACAUGGAGACGAGGCCGAACUUCUUCCCGGCCGAUACUCGAAGUCGUUGUAGUUGCUCUCCUUACAGCUUUGAUCAACUACCCGAAUCAUUUCAUGCGGGCUCAAAACUCGGAGCUUGUUCAGUCGCUGUUUGCUGAGUGCAGCAGUUCGACUUUUGAUCGUUUCGGCCUCUGUGCAACAGGAUCAGCCUCAAUCGGCGUGGCAAUCCUUUUGGUAGCAGCUGCAUUGUUGGCCUUCUUCUUGGCGUCUUUGACUUUUGGACUUGAGAUUCCUGCGGGUAUCAUUCUACCCUCGGUCGCCAUCGGUGCUCUUUAUGGGCGUGCACUUGGAAUUCUUAUGCGCAUGUGGCAGGAAGCCUACCCGAAAGCUUUCUUGUUUAGUAAAUGUGAGCCAGAUAUUCCAUGCGUCACUCCUGGUUUAUAUGCCAUUAUUGGAGCGGCCGCUGCUCUCGGUGGUGCGACUCGAAUGACUUUGUCAAUUGUCGUUAUCAUGUUCGAGUUGACCGGCGCAUUAACAUACGUGAUCCCGAUCAUGAUUGCUGUGAUGCUUUCCAAGUGGUGCGGUGAUAUCUUCGGGAAACGAGGUAUUUACGAGUCAUGGAUUCGAUUGAAUGAAUAUCCUUUCCUCGACCAUCGCGAUGAUACCACUCCACCAGAUGUGUCUGCCCACCGAGUCAUGACGACUGUGGAUGACAUUAGCGUUCUGACUGCAACUGGUCAUACGAUUGCUUCUAUCCGCGGUCUAAUUGCUAACACUACGUACCGCGGGUUCCCCGUUGUCUCGGAAACCUCGAAACCCAUUCUUCUGGGCUACAUUACGCGCAAUGAGCUAUCCUUUGCAUUGAAAUACUCGACAUCUCCAACUACCCGCAAUCUCUCUGAGGAGACUCAGGUCUUCUUUUCCCAUCAGCCGUUUGCAGACCCUGUUGAUACCCUUGAUCUACGACCGUGGAUGGACCAGACUCCCAUCACUUUGAACAGCAACAUCACCUUCCUAAUUGUCCUGAAGAUGUUUCAACGCCUGGGCCUGCGCUACGUGCUUUUUGCCAACAAAGGUAUCUUGCAAGGCUUACUGACCAAGAAAGACGUCUGGUCCGUACUUAAUGGUGUUGAAUUUCGCCGUCAAGAGGCGCUCAGAGACGAGGACUUCCACGAUUUCCAGAAUCGCCAUGAGGCUGAAGAAGUCGGUCUACUCGAUGGAAAUGAUAGAUCGAGUCUGAGCAGCUCUUUGAGACGGGAUUCUUUUUGA